Molecule: messenger RNA, 1557 nt
Organism: Copidosoma floridanum
Lineage: Eukaryota; Metazoa; Arthropoda; Insecta; Hymenoptera; Encyrtidae
Product: sensory neuron membrane protein 1-like
Cellular component (GO): cytoplasm; membrane
Molecular function (GO): scavenger receptor activity
Source: RefSeq, a predicted model, not a curated record
AUGUCGGCGAUGCGCCGAGUCAUUCGGUAUAGCAUCGAUGACAGUAUUAUUUAUCGCGAUGAUCCAGCACAUUGUCAAACCGAAUUGAGACCGGGAAAGUUUAUGAGGGACAUAUGGAGCGCGUACCCGUUCACGUUCGACAAUAGUUUUUAUGUGUUCAACAUCACGAAUCCCGAAGAUAUCGCUGGCGGAGCGAAACCAAUACUUCAAGAAAUCGGACCUUUCGUUUAUGACCAGUAUCAAGAAAAAUCCAACCAAGUGGACCACGACGAGGACGACACUGUAUCCUAUACGAACAAGUACACGUACCACUUUAACGCCGAAAAAAGCAAAGGACUCACCGGGGAAGAAGAGGUCGUGGUUCCCAAUUACUUCAUCCUCGGUUUGGUGAAUUCCCUGCUGAUAGACAAACCCUCCGCAGUGCCCAUUAUAGGAAAGGGAGUCGACAGCAUAUUUAAAAAGCCGAGCAGCAUUUUUAUCAGGGCCAAGGUCAAAGAAGUGCUGUUCGACGGGUUCGUCAUAAAUUGCACGGUCAAAGAUUUCGCGGGUGCUGCCAUUUGCUCCGAGGUAAGAGACCAGUACGAGGACUUGAAAAUGAUCAAGAUAGCCGAGGAUGUGUACCUCAUGUCCCUGUUCGGAUCGUCGAACGGGACCAGCUCCAAGUCGACGAUUCGGGUUAACCGGGGCAGCAAGAAAUUAAUGAAACUCGGCCAAGUGACCGAAUUCAAAGGUGUACCGAAUAUUUCGACGUGGAACGACCCCGUUUGCGAUCUUCUGAAUGGGACCGAUGGCUCGAUAUUCCGUCCCUUUUUAAAGAAAAACAAACCAUACGGAGGCAUAUUCGUCGAGCCUAUUUGCAGGAAUUUGCAACUCAGCUGGCUCGGAAGUAGCAGGUAUUCCGGUGUGAAGACUUUUAGCUAUACUUCGAGCUUGGGAGUAGACCCGGAGAGCAACCCCCACGACAAGUGCUUCUGUCACAAUCCGGACGAAUGCCUCAAGCCUGGAGUUUUCGAUGCGUACAAGUGCGCAAAACUACCCAUAAUCAUAUCGAACCCUCACUUUUACCUUGCCGAUCCCCACUAUCUGACCUUAGUCGAUGGGCUCAAAGCUGAAAAGGAUAAGCACAUGCUCCACGUCGACCUCGAGCCCAACUCCGGAGUUCCCAUUCACGCCAACACUCGAGUUCAGAUAAAUAUGCUGUUGACCAAAGUGGAAAAGUUCAAGCUGAUGAAGAACAUGCCCGAGGCUCUGUUGCCCUUAUUGUGGAUCGAAAACACCCUCAAUUUGCCGAAUUCCCUCGUCAGGGUCAUUAAAAUGGCUCUGAUGCUUCUCCUGUUAGCCAAAAUCACGUACUACCUGGCUAUGAUCGGUGGAAUAGGAUUUUCCGUUUACUCUGGAAUUUUGUACUACAGGGCAAUGAAAAUGAGAAAGAGCACGGAGAUCCAAGAAGUCCCUCAACCUAUUGCCGAAAACGAAAAACCCGAUGUCGUGGACAAGACUCUGCCACUAAAUUUUCCCAGAUUACAACCAGCGCAAUUACCACCAAUUAUCAAUUAA